CUGACGCCAUGGCUUGUGUAGGAUGUGCCUUACCGUUUCUUCUCGUAUUGCGUGAAUGUUAUUCAUACUAUGUUUUGUGAAAGUGGUCUUGCAAUCAAGUGUUUAAUUUAUAUUUAAUGUGCCAAGAUGGGCAGCAUGGAUAGUAAAUGUUCUGGAGAAAGUGCCAGCGCUGUUGAUAGUCAAGCUGAAAGAAGUAAUGGAGUUGCUUGUCGAGUGCCGAGUUUCGGAGUUGGGGGAGGUAGUCUCAACAAACCUAAAUUACCGAUGCCUGACCGACAGGAGUUGGAAGAACGCUUCGCUAAAGUCUUGG
Molecule: messenger RNA, 310 nt
Organism: Hyalella azteca
Lineage: Eukaryota; Metazoa; Arthropoda; Malacostraca; Amphipoda; Hyalellidae
Product: formin-like protein 3
Biological process (GO): cell migration; cortical actin cytoskeleton organization; regulation of cell shape
Cellular component (GO): cytosol
Molecular function (GO): actin filament binding
Source: RefSeq, a predicted model, not a curated record